Paramormyrops kingsleyae is the source of this 1162-nucleotide messenger RNA. RefSeq names its product vacuolar protein sorting 25 homolog (gene vps25). Gene Ontology annotation, cellular component: ESCRT II complex. Gene Ontology annotation, molecular function: structural molecule activity; protein homodimerization activity. Gene Ontology annotation, biological process: protein transport to vacuole involved in ubiquitin-dependent protein catabolic process via the multivesicular body sorting pathway. The record is from RefSeq and is a predicted model, not a curated record. NCBI's taxonomy places the organism in Eukaryota, Metazoa, Chordata, Actinopteri, Osteoglossiformes, Mormyridae.
AAAAAACACGGAACCGUCAGGCAGCCGUGUGAUUCAGCGCUCCAUCCUGACAGGAGGGAACCUUUUAUCUGACGUACCCACUUCCGGCGAAUUCGGUCAGUCUCAGAAAUGAGUUUUGAGUGGCCUUGGCAGUAUAAUUUUCCUCCCUUUUUUACGUUACAGCCAAAUGUGGACACGAGACAGAAACAGCUGGCGGCGUGGUGCUCGCUGGUGUUGUCUUACUGUCGACAUCGUAAACUCUACACCUUGGAUGUUAUGGAGGCUCAAGAAAGCCCCGUUUUCAACAACAAGAAAAUAUCAAGAAAGCUCUCAGUAGAGGCCAUCCAGGUUGUCUUUGAAGAAUUAAGGAAAAAAGGGAACCUGGAGUGGAUGGACAAGAACAAAACACGCUGCCUGAUAAUGUGGAGGCGGCCUGAGGAAUGGGGAAAGCUCAUAUACCAGUGGGUAUCCAGAAAUGGGAUGAACAAUUCAGUGUUUACACUCUACGAGCUCUCUAAUGGGGAUGACACAGAAAGUGAAGAAUUCCAUGGGUUGGAAGAGUGGAUGCUGCUUCGUUCUUUGCAGGCUCUACAGGCGGAGGGCAAGGCAGAGAUCAUCACCAUGGAUGAUGGGAAGGGUGUCAAGUUUUUCUGAACCCGGGAAAGAGGGGUGCAUCCCGGUGCUGUGGGGGACUGUGUAGAUUGUUCUCUGCUAGGAGGACCCUAGGAAAAAGGUGUGUCUUCCACUGAAAAAAGUAGGAUAUGGGCCUCUUUGUCUCUUCCAUCGGUCACACUGACCACUGAGGGUGUUUCAGGAAAGCUGUUCUAUUUGUCCGUCACUUUGAUUUUCUUAAGGACAUUUGUUUUAUGUUCUGGAGGUCUUUUCUAUAUAGUUUAGGCAUAGACUAUUUUCUUUGUCAUAUCAAACAUCAUAUAGGCAGAAAUGCUUCUGGUUACUGCCGCAAUUAACGGAUCCCAGAGGCAGCCUCUGAAAUGUCUGAGAUUGGGGUCAUUUCCUAUCAGAGACAGCAUAAGGAGGGCCUCCUGAGCCGGAGUAACAGCCAGGGGGCAUCCUGUUUCUGCAUACUGAUGAAACCAUUUACUCUUCUGUACUGAUUUCUGCAUUUUUUUUGUUCUCCUUUUAUAUCAACGUCAUGCUGUAAAAUAAAAAGGAAGUGAAAUGA